Messenger RNA from Haliotis rufescens (red abalone), 4427 nucleotides. Its product is annotated as alpha-mannosidase 2C1-like. The record is from RefSeq and is a predicted model, not a curated record. The transcript has 32 exons. Gene Ontology annotation, molecular function: alpha-mannosidase activity; carbohydrate binding. Gene Ontology annotation, biological process: oligosaccharide catabolic process; mannose metabolic process. Bases 266 to 3424 code for a protein of 1052 amino acids. NCBI's taxonomy places the organism in Eukaryota, Metazoa, Mollusca, Gastropoda, Lepetellida, Haliotidae.
GAGCACCUCUGUGUGUGUGCAGCGGGUAUAUUGUUGCCAAUGCAUGUUUGAGUUACAUUGAGUUACCGAUGUGACCCACCUGAGGGAUCCAGGACGUCUGGGCUCACAGCUGGCUUCAUCUGAAGAUCUCUGCAGCUGAUAUUGGAUGGCUAGGUGUUCUUCAGUGCCAGAAUAAGAUCAUUGUCGAUAUUCACGGGUUUGACAUCUCAAUCAGCUGAUAAUACUGAUAAUAAUCAGCUGAUAAUACCCCAACAACAUUUCAAAAAUGGAUCAUGCAGUGUUCAAGCAUCGGAGGACUACUCUGGAGAGAGCUGAGAAGUUCAUAUCUCCUACCUACUUCACUGAUGUCAACUUGAGGGGAAAACUCUACCCAAAGAAAACAGCACUGACAAAGAUCCUCCAUUAUGCUACGGCUGAAAGGAUUCCAUAUGAAAAGGCUGUUAAAGAAAAGUACAUGCCAGCAAAAGUUGGAGAAUCAUUUGGACCAACAUGGUCGACACACUGGUUCCGCCUGGAGAUGGAGGCUCCGACAGAGUGGGAGGGGGAGGAAGUGAGGCUUGUGUGGAACUCCCACACCGAGGCUCUUGUGUGGGUGGAUGGCAAACCAGUACAGGGCUUGAGUGGAGAGACAAACCGACAUGACUACAUCCUGACUCGGAAGAUGAAGAAGAAACACAACAAGUACACAGUGUACAUCGAGAUGGCCUGUAAUGGCAUCCUGGGUGUUGGGUGCGGUGGUAUGAUCCAGCCAACUGACCCCAACAGGACCUUCACACUGUCCACAGCAGAGAUCGCAGUGUUUGACCGCAAGGUCUAUGACCUCCUACUGGACAUUAAGAUCCUUUAUGAGAUGGCUAAGGAGAUCCCUGAGAAGAGGGAGCGUAGUUACCAGGCGCUGUACACCGUCAACAGCAUCAUCAACAUGUGUGACACCGCCGACAGAUCAACAUACAAAAAAUGCAGGGAGGUUGCCCAAGCGUUCUUGAAGCAGAGAAAUGGAGAGAGCCAACAUGUCAUUCACGCAAUGGGACAUGCUCACAUUGACUCCGCUUGGUUGUGGCCGUAUGCUGAGACUGUCAGGAAGUGCGCUCGCAGUUGGAGCUGCACGGUCAAGCUGAUGGAGGAAUAUGAUUGGUUCACAUUUACAUGUUCUCAGGCCCAGCAAUUCCAGUGGGUGAAGGACCACUACCCCAGCCUGUACAGCAAGAUACAACACUUCGUCAAGGCAGGCAGGUUCAUACCCGUCGGAGGCUCCUGGGUAGAGAUGGAUGGCCUUAUUCCUAGUGGGGAGGCUUUUAUUCGUCAGUUCCUCUACGGUCAGCGGUACUUCCAGAAGGAGUUCGGUGUCACCUGCUCAGAGUUCUGGCUGCCGGACACAUUUGGGUAUGCAGCCCAGUUGCCGCAGCUGAUCAAGAUGUGUGGGAUGACACGCUUCCUCACACAGAAACUAAGCUGGAAUCUCGUCAACAAGUUCCCGAACCACACGUUCUGGUGGGAAGGCAUCAACGGCACUCAAGUCCUGACUCACUUCCCACCUGGGGACACAUAUCAUAUGAUGGUUAAUGUGAAAGAGCUCCUGUACACAGUGGACAACUUCCAGGACAAGGGCCGGUCUGGACGCACAUGCUACCUGUUUGGCUACGGAGACGGAGGGCAUGGUCCAACAGAGGAGAUGCUUGAGAAGCUGCAGAGGGUGAAGGAUGUUGAUGGGCUACCAAGGGUAGAGAUGAGUACACCGGACGACUUCUUCACGCUGGUAGAGAAGGAGAGUGGCCGGGACAAGCUGUGCACAUGGAGGGGCGAGCUGUACCUGGAGAUGCACAACGGCACCUACACAACACAUGCUCAGGUGAAGAAGAGUAACCGCAAGUGUGAGUUCCUGCUCCAUGAUGUGGAACUGAUGGGUACCAUAGCAACCGUCCUGGCAUCCGCCAGUGGGAAAGGCUACAAAUACCCUAGUGUAGAAUUGGAGAGAAUCUGGAAGCUGUUUCUCCUCAACCAGUUCCACGAUGUGCUGCCAGGCUCCUCCAUUGAAAUUGUGUAUGACGAUGCACACAGGUAUUACAAAGAUGUAGACACGUCUGGACGGAAGCUGCUGAGACAGGCAGUAUCUGCCGUUGUCAGGCAGGAGCUGGACAAGGGUGAGGCGGUGGUGGUGAACACCCAGGCCUGGGAGCGGCAGGGUGUGGUCAGGGUGGCCGAGGCCACUGCAAGCCCUGCCAAGAAGAAGAAGUCCACUGGCACAGACACACAGCAGGUCGACAAGGAGGGCAACACAUUAGCUCUUGUGAAGGCUGUGAGCUGUGGUGUGUCUCGUUUAGAGCGUGUCCCUGACUACAAACCUGUUACUGCAUCGAAGAAGGGUAAGGUGAUUACUAUUUCUAACGGGCUCCUGACCGCUACAGUGGAUAGCCAUGGACGAGUUACAUCUUUGAUGGUACAAGAUUCACAGAGGAACGUCCUGAGUGAGGACCAUCCUGCCAACCAGUUGUUGUUGUAUGACGAUGUCCCCCUGUACUGGGACGCCUGGGACGUCAUGGACUACCACCUAGAAACAAGAAAACCCAUCACAAGUGUCACCCAAGAAGCUAAGCUUGUUGAUCAAGGACCUCUGAGGGCAACCAUUGAGGUUUCCUUCAGCGUGGGCACAUCCAGUUCACUGAAGCAGAGGAUCAUCCUGGAUGCUGGAUGCCCCUAUGUCAGGUUUGAUACGGAGGUGAGCUGGCACGAGAGCCACAAGUUCCUGAAGGUCGAGUUCCCCACUAGCAUGACGUCAUCCCAGGCCACGUACGAGAUCCAGUUUGGCCAUCUACAGAGACCCACACACUACAACACCUCCUGGGACUCUGCCAGGUUCGAGGUCUGCAGCCACAAGUGGGCCGACAUCUCCGAGUAUGGCUACGGUGUGGCGGUCAUCAACGACUGCAAAUAUGGAUUUUCCACAGUGGAUAACAUCAUGAGACUUUCAUUGCUGCGAUCCACCAAGGCGCCUGAUGCCAAUGCUGACAUGGGCGACCACACCUUCACCUAUGCCCUCAUGCCACACACAGGCAGCUUCCAGACAGCGGGUGUCAUCCGGGAGGCCUACAACCUGAACAGCCCUCUACAGGUGUACAACGCCCCGGUCACCGCCCUACCACCAGGGGGCGCCUCCUACUUCACCCUCAACACACCACAAGUGAUACUGGAGGCGGUCAAGCUGUCUGAAGACGAUGAUGGAGCUAUGAUUCUGAGGCUGUAUGAAGCAUUUGGUGGCAAGACCAGUGCUACCUUGUCCACAUCUCUACCCAUCAAGACCGUCAACAGAUGCAAUGGCCUGGAGGAAGUUGAAGAGGAUGGGGAUGAGUUUACUAAGGGAGAUGUCUCAACAGUCACCGUCUCAUUCACAGCCUUCCAGAUUGUCAGUUUGAUUGUGAAGUUUUAGUGGCUUCAUAAAAAUAACAGGAAUGGACCUUCUGGUCUCAGGAAGUAUUGUCGGCUCCACUCUGUGGCUCCACGUUGCCUGGCAACACGGGGAGUGAUGCCACGGGAGUGAGGCCCAUGUACAACCAGAUGCUACUGUUAAUCAUGCAUUCCGCAGAGGUUAUUGAUGUAUAGCGUUUGUAUGCUGUGGAGGAAAUAGGAAUGUUGCCUCAUAUUUAAACAGUGCAUUAAGUUUUCAUUAUGUAUUUUCAUUGUAGUUUCUUGUCUCUUGUUUUAUGGAGAGUUUAUUAUGAGUUCAUUAUGUCCCCCCCAACACAUCCCUAAAAGUCAUAUCGUUUUUGGCUCGGUUCCUGAUGGCGUUGGCGUCGGCGUUCCCAUCCUAUUCCAAGCCAUAACUUGAAAACUGUUCAAUGUGUUCCAAGGAAAUUAUUCAUAUGCAUUGUCGUUAGCUGCCUUUUGCCAUUGUGAUUUUUUUCUAAAUUUUAUUUUUUACGUUUUCAGGAGCACAAUUUCGACUCAAACUAGUGUUUCGGGAUCAUAACUUGAAAACCUUUCAACAUGUUUCAAUAAAACUUGGUAUAUGUAUUGCUCAUCAGCUUAACUCGUGCCUUUUGAUAUUUUGAAAUUUUCUAAAUUUUAUUUUGUUACCUUUUCAUGGAAACAAUUUGGACAAGUCUCAAACAACUCCAGGUUUUUCUGAUUUCUGGUGUGAUUGGAUUAAGAAGACAAGUACUAGAUACUACCCUAUCACUAUAUGUGAUAACUAUGCAUUUUUGGAAUUGUGUCCAUUCUCAAAUACUUGUCAAUAGAUAUUGCUGCCAGACUUUUCAUUAUGUUGGCAUAAAUGCUUUAAUCGGAAUCUGUACCAGUAUUUUUUGCUAUUUUUGUUUUUCUGGUUUGCAAACACAUUUGUCAGAACAACUUGAACUAAUGUAUCCAAAAAAGGAUGCUGUAGACGUAUGUUUUUAUGAGUAAAAACACAUUCUAGUUAUAAGUAAAAAAAA